This is a messenger RNA of Glossina fuscipes, 4193 nucleotides long. RefSeq names its product reversion-inducing cysteine-rich protein with Kazal motifs (gene Reck). NCBI's taxonomy places the organism in Eukaryota, Metazoa, Arthropoda, Insecta, Diptera, Glossinidae. Gene Ontology annotation, molecular function: metalloendopeptidase inhibitor activity; protein binding. The coding region runs from base 333 to 3692 and encodes 1119 amino acids. The record is from RefSeq and is a predicted model, not a curated record. Gene Ontology annotation, biological process: extracellular matrix organization. Gene Ontology annotation, cellular component: plasma membrane. The transcript is spliced from 8 exons.
AAUACAUAUGUGAAUGGAACAAUUAAAAGCAAUAAAGAUUAAUUAAACGACAGUUUUUUUGUGUAUGUAUUUAUAUCGCUUUGUUGCGAAUAAUAAGUGCGAGGAGAAUGCAGGAGAGUAAACAGAAAAAGAACAACAAAAAAUCAACAAGUGAUAAGAGCGACACAUCUUUAAAAAAAAUAGUUUUAAUCCCAAAAAAUCCAGUGAAACUCAAAGAGAAAGAGUUGUGCAUAAAAUAAAAAAAAAAAAAAAAUUCACAACAGGAAGGAAAUUGCAACUGAUUUAUAAGAAAUUUAAAAACAAGGAAUGAAUUUUAAUAAAAUUAAACAAAAAUGAGAAAUUUAAACGUUUGUUGCCAUUUAAAUUAUCGGUUGGCGACGCUACUAAUCGCUUUUAUAUGGUUAAUGCCUUUGGUGACUUCCGUUCGCCACAUUGACUAUGAAUACAAUCACAAUGAUGAGGAGCAAGAACAGCAGCCGACAUUGCCACAACAACAGCUAAGACGUAAUACCAACACAAAUUAUCAUCAGCACCAUUAUCGUCGACAGUACCGUAAUCAACGGCAACAAGAAACUAAUGAAUCACCACAAAGGCGUGCUAAGCAGCAGCACCAGCAACAGCAAUAUCAACAUAAAAACAACAAUAAUAAUUAUAACAAGAAAUUAUCAAUGUCUUUAACAAAAUUAUACAGCGCUGAAGCCGUGUACGCCGAUGAUGAGGAAGAAAUUGAUGUGAACGAUAAUAAUUAUCAUUCAAUGGAAGAUGAAUCUGAAUCAACCGAUGAUGCAGAUCAAGAGCCAGCAGAUUCCAUGACGUCUACAAAUACUAAAGAACACAUUCAUCCACCGUAUGAUUUCUAUGCUUGUUGCAAUGAAGUGUUUGGCUCAUGUAGAACGUCUUGUGAAAAUUUAUCUUUAAUCCAACUAACACCGACCGACACAAACGGACGUAGUAUGCGUUUAGAAUUGAAAAAAUAUUGUCCAUCAAUGCAAUUAGAAUUCUGGUCAUGUAUGAAUCGUACUUUAGACGCUGUGGCUCGUGGAUCUCAGUGGUCGGGUCGUCGCUGUUGCGGCUUGGGUCUUUCGCCACGUUGCAGUAAUGCCUGUGCAACGUCCUCAACUACGGGUGAAUUAAUUAAUGCAUGUCGUCAGAGUGAUGAACAGCAUAUGUUUGCCUGUUUCGAGCGUCAAGAGUCUGGUGAUCGUUGUUGCGGCAAUGCUCGCACAUCAGAAUGCUUACAGGCUUGUCGCGAAAUAUUUGAACCUCUAACUGCAAAUAAGCGUAACAAUCGUCGCCGCUUACAUGAGAUGUGCGCCGAAAGAAAUAACGACGUUUUGCAGUGCGUCAAAAAUAUUACCGACAUGACACCAAUAACUAAUUCAUACAAAUAUAUGCCCUGUUGUGACUUUUCUGAUAAUGAAAGCUGCCGUCAUAUAUGUCGUCUUAUUUUAAACACCACCGAAAGCACUGACAUUAUUAUUGGAGAAAUGGAAUCGGGUGGUUGUGGUACGAUUUUACCACAUUUGCCUUUAUGGCAAUGUUUCUUUACGGCCGAACGGAAAAUAUUCGUGCCGGCUACUGCCACAAAUUCACAAGAAAGUGAAGUUUCACAAAUCAAUCGUUUGGGAAUAGAUGGCGCUAAACUACACUGUUGCGAAAAAGCAAUGAGUGCAAAGUGUAGGCGCCUAUGUUUGCAAACAUAUACCACCGAUUGGACGACAUCGAUGAACAACUUUGAGAGUGCAUGUCUCAUGCAACCCAAUGAACUAAAUUUGCGCCAAUGCGUAGAUGAGGUUGACGAACCGUGUGAACUAGGUUGCGAUGGCUUAAGUUUUUGCACGAAUUUCAAUAACCGUCCUACAGAACUGUUUCGCAGUUGCACUGCUGACGCGGACUUGGCUGCUAAAUCCGAUCUUUUAAUGUGGCAACAACGCGGUUAUGUGAGCUUGCCGGGCGUUAAUUUACCGAUUAAGAAUAUGACACGCUGUUCACCACAGAAAUGGAAAGCUGUUGCAUGCGUCUUGCAAAUUAAACCAUGCACUCGCCAAGGUCAUUACAAUCAUAUAUGUCGUGAGAACUGUUUUGAAAUUUUAAGCGAAUGCAUGGAUUGGACACGCAUGAACACUACACUGAACGCUGACGCAAUUUGUGGCAGACUACAUCCCGAGGGAGAAGCGGUGCCAUGUUUAUCGUUACGACCUUACUUAGAAGAAAGCGACGCCCCGAAAGACACGGGCGGCCAUCAUAAAAUUACAUCACCUUGCAAAGGCCAUCCUUGCAAUGCCAGCGAAGCCUGCUUAGCCGCUCGUAACGGAUCAAUGACAUUUCAAUGCGUACCAGGCUGCGCUUUAGGUGAAACAUCCAAUUAUUUGGUACCUUUUGGUGCCUACGUACGUAUACCUGUACAAUUGUCAGCUAAUCGUGGCGGUUUUAAGGUUUGUCGCUGUGGUUUGCAAGGUCGCAUUGAACACUGUCAGCCUUUACCAAGUGUAUCAUAUGAAAGCUGCAUUUUACCCGGUGGUAGAAAAAUAAAACAUGGUACAUCGUUUUAUUUAGAAUGUAAUCUCUGCACUUGUUACGCCGAAGAGAUAACUUGUACGAAGAAACAAUGCAGAUUUCCAGGAUAUACUGAUGUUUCGUACACCAGCCUUCCCUGCAACUGUCCUACACAUUACGUACCCGUCUGUGGUAGCAAUGGCAGAACGUAUCCUUCGCUUUGCGUGGCCCGUUGUUUGGGUUUACAGGAUAGUGAUGUAGAAUAUGGUGCUUGUUCAAUAUGGAGUCCUUGUACACCGGGUUCCUAUCAUUGCCCAGCUGGAAGUGAAUGCGUUGAGCAUCGACAAAUUUGUUUGUCUAAUAUGCAUAAACCCUGUUUGCAGUAUAUAUGCGUUAAUCAAACCCAAGCCUGCGAAAGUAACGAUCAACCUGUUUGCGAUACCAAAGCUAUAACCUAUAAUUCCGCUUGUCAACUAGUACGGACCAGAGCCAAUUUUGCGCAUUGGGGCUCUUGCAAUCGUGGCUGCUCUUGGAAAGGUCCCGUUUGCGGUAUAAAUGGAGUAAAUUAUCCCCAUGAAUGUGCGGCAUGGGCUGAUUAUGUUUUAGUCGACUAUCGAGGUCGUUGUCGUGAAGUUGGUUUGCUUAUGAACGAAAUGGGCCGGAGACGUUGCCGUUUGGUUAAGUGCCCAAGUCCACCCUCACCCUACUGUCGCAGUAUUGUACCACCAGGAGCCUGCUGCCCCAUAUGUGCAGGGGCUUUUCGGAUUAUUUACUCACGCAAACAAAUCGAUCGGGCGCUUUACGCGUUGCGUGGUCAACACAAAGAUCUUUUGACUCUGCGCAGUGUUCUUAGAGAAUUAGAUGCUCUUAUACAAAUAACCGAAUGCCAAUUAACCGGAUUUCUUACCAUGGAAGUUGGCAUAUUUGUAGGUAUAGUGCCAAGAACGAGUACGCCCACGCGUAUGCAAAUUGAAGCUUGCACAAGAGAAGCCGAGAAAAUAUCUGCCAUGAUUUUGGCGCAAUCUCACAGAAUAACUACAAAUUUAAUAUUAUCCGGACUAACUGAAUCGAAUAUUUUGGAAGGCAAUGUAGAUAAUAAAGCUGUUAAGGGCCUUCAUAAAAAUUCUAAAUUAAUUGCACUGAUUUUGUUUAUAACGUUUAUAACAACUACUUAUCAUCACUCGUUCAAAUUAUAGUUUUAACAAUGGUUUAUCUUACUUAUUUAUUUAUUUAUUUAAUUUUUUGGUUUUUUUCUUUGUUUUUUUCAUUCUCCCUUCUCCUACUAAACUUGUAUAUAUUUUUAUUAAGAAAAUCAAGUGAAUUCUUGGUGCCAACAUGUAAUUAUUUAUAAGUUCAUUUAGUUAUUAGUUAUUUAGAAAAGAAGUGCCUUUCGAAAAUUUAAUUAUUAUUAUUAUUUUUUUCUUUUUUCGUUGAGAAAACAUUUUAAAACACUUUUUGCUGAGGAAAUUAAAGAAUGUUAACCCUAAAUUAUGUAUUCAACUAUCAAUAUUUAAGGAUCUCUUUGUGAUAUUAGCAAGAAAAAAUUAAAAUGAAAAGAAAAAAAUGAAACGGGAUUUGUUAACAAAUAAUUACAUUAAGUCUCAUAGUUAGACAAACCAGUUUAAUAGACUAGAUUUGCAUUAAAAUAUAUACAUAUAUUUAAUUAAUGUUUCAAAAUUACCAAAGUUUAAUUCUUU